Molecule: messenger RNA, 1991 nt
Organism: Dromiciops gliroides (monito del monte)
Lineage: Eukaryota; Metazoa; Chordata; Mammalia; Microbiotheria; Microbiotheriidae
Gene: LDHD
Product: lactate dehydrogenase D
Exons: 11
Coding region: 110-1564 (484 amino acids)
Biological process (GO): lactate catabolic process
Cellular component (GO): mitochondrion
Molecular function (GO): FAD binding; D-lactate dehydrogenase (NAD+) activity; D-lactate dehydrogenase (cytochrome) activity
Source: RefSeq, a predicted model, not a curated record
ACCCUUUGAUUCAGGCCCGGAGCCAGGGCCCGGGAGUCCCUGCUUGGACGUGCCCCGAGCACCCCAGGCUGAGCUGAGUGAGAUUCUCUGGCCCUCCGUCUCCAUAGUUAUGGCGGGACUGCUCCGGGGAGCCACUCGGAUCCUAGCCAGCUGGAGGAGCUACUGCACAAAGGGGCAGCGGGAGCAGAUCGGUGAAGAUUUUGUGAAGGCACUGAAGGCAGUGGUGGGGGAGCCCAAUGUAUCCACAGCUGCUGCGGUGCUUGACCAGCAUGGUCAUGAUGAAUCUAUGCACAGAUGCAGCCCCCCAGAUGCAGUUGUCUGGCCCCAGAAUGUGAAGCAAGUCAGCCAGCUGGCAGCACUGUGCUAUGAUCAUGGCAUCCCCAUUAUUCCCUUUGGCACUGGGACAGGCCUGGAAGGCGGUGUCAAUGCUAUAAAGGGUGGCAUCUGCUUUAACCUUACCCACAUGGACCGUGUCUUGGAUCUGAAUGUGGAUGAUUUUUCGGUGACUGUGGAGCCUGGGGUUACCCGGAAAGCCCUUAACUCCUACCUGAGAGAUACUGGUCUCUGGUUCCCAGUGGAUCCAGGAGCGGACGCCUCCCUCUGUGGCAUGGCAGCUACGGGGGCCUCAGGUACCAACGCUGUUCGGUACGGCACCAUGGUGGAAAAUGUUAUCAACCUGGAAGUUGUGUUGGCAAAUGGGCAGAUCCUUCACACCUCAGGACAAGGCCGCCGAUUCCGGAAAAGCUCAGCUGGCUACAACCUGACUGGACUGUUUGUUGGCUCCGAGGGGACACUGGGCCUCAUCACCACGGCAACACUACGACUGCAUGGCAUCCCUGAGGCCACUGUGGCAGCGGUCUGUGCCUUCCCCAGCAUCCAGGCUGCUGUGGAUAGCACUGUGCUGAUCAUCCAGAGUGGAGUGCCCGUGGCACGCAUUGAGUUCCUGGAUGACAUUACGAUGGACGCCUGCAAUAAGUACAGUGGUCUGACCAGUGCUGUGGCUCCCACCCUCUUUUUGGAGUUCCAUGGCUCCCAGCGAGGGUUGGAGGAGCAGCUGCAGAGGACAGAGGAGAUCACCCGGCAGAACGGAAGCUCCCAUUUCUCGUGGUCGAAGGAGCCAGAGGAGCGGAGCCGGCUGUGGACAGCUCGGCACAACGCCUGGUACGCCAUCCUGGCUCUUAGGCCUGGCUGCAAGGGCUACUCGACAGAUGUCUGUGUACCCAUUUCACGGCUCCCAGAGAUCAUGGUGCAGGCCAAGAAGGACCUCAAAGCUUCCGGACUCACAGGAGCCAUACUUGGGCAUGUUGGCGAUGGAAACUUUCACUGCAUCUUAGUGUUCGACUCUGAGGAUGCUGAUGAAUACCGCCGAGUAAAGGAGUUUGGGAAACAGCUGGGGAGGAACGCCCUGGCUAUGAACGGGACCUGCACUGGGGAGCACGGCAUUGGGAUGGGCAAACGCCAGCUACUGAAGGAGGAGGUUGGCCCUGUAGGCAUAGAGACCAUGAGGCAGAUCAAAUCGAUCCUGGACCCCAAGAACCUCAUGAACCCUGGAAAAGUGCUGUGAGGGCCUGGAUCUUGUGCUGACGACCUCCCUGGCCAAGGAGCUGCCCUGCCAGCAGGGAUCAGGCUAUGGAAAUGAGGCUAGCGAUGAGGACCAAGACCCAAACACCGUUAACCGGCAGAAGUUACCUCAGCCAUCCCGCUGCCUUUCAGAUGCAACUUCUUUAAUGAACUCAGAGAGAAUUGGUAGGGAUGGGUUGUAUGGAGCAAAGACUUCAGUAGAGGAGAAUGGCUGAUCAUCACCUUUGACCUGGGCAAACAUCUCUCCUUAGACCCCCAAACACUGGUUUAGGUCAGCCCUAAGUAUCCUGGGGAAACAGGAGGGCCCCAGGGGAAGGAGGGCUCACUGCUUAUGGGUCUUGGCCAGCUCAGCCCAGGCCCUUUGUCUAUUAUGAUUUUUCUAAGUAAACAUGUUAGAACUGCCCUCUUAA